Musca vetustissima is the source of this 2089-nucleotide messenger RNA. RefSeq names its product transcriptional regulator ATRX homolog. The transcript is spliced from 3 exons. Lineage: Eukaryota; Metazoa; Arthropoda; Insecta; Diptera; Muscidae. Gene Ontology annotation, molecular function: ATP binding; ATP hydrolysis activity; ATP-dependent chromatin remodeler activity. The annotation marks the transcript as partial. The record is from RefSeq and is a predicted model, not a curated record. Gene Ontology annotation, cellular component: nucleus.
AAAUCGAAGCGUAAAAUGAAUGGUGGUGCAUCUCGCUCCGAAAGACCCUCAACAUCAUCUGCCCGUCGAAGAAAUAUCAUAUCAGACGAAGAUUCUGAUGUUAGUUACAAACGAUCUGGAAAUAUUGAUGAACGUCUAGCCGAUCACGAUUACGAUGGCCAUGAUUUAGACGAAGACGAGGAGGAUAAUGAUAGCCAAAAAAGUAGUGAUAGCGAAGUUAUACCAACACGCAAGCGGCGUGUUUUCCAAAAGAACAAAAACGAUGAGUCAAAUGCCUCAGAUUCGGACUUUGAGCCGAAGCCUAAAGAUAAGAAGAAAAAACGGCGUAUACAACGUAAUUCAAGCGGUGAUUCGGAUGAUGAUGAAGAUGGCAAAAAAAAGAAUGUCAAACGUAAGGAUAUCCGUAAAAUUAUCAAGAGUGAUGAUUUAAAUUUGAGCACAAAAGAAGCGGCCAAGGAGGAAGAAGAGCGUCGCAAACGUAUCGAAGAGCGUCAAAAGCUUUAUAACAAAAUCUAUGUGAAGCCUGAAAGUACUGAGGUCACAGAGCUUGUGCUGGAUUUCGAUACGGAGACGAAGAAGGCAAUUCUUGAGGUAGAUAAGGGGCUGGUGAAGAAGCUGAAACCACAUCAAGUGACGGGAGUUAAAUUCAUGUGGGAUGCCUGCUUUGAAACGGUGAAAGAUGCUCAAGAGAAACCAGGUUCUGGGUGUAUUUUGGCCCAUUGCAUGGGUCUGGGUAAAACUAUGCAGAUUUGUACCCUCUCACACACACUGCUGGCCAAUUCGAACAAGACUAAUGUUGAAAGGGUUUUGAUUAUUUCACCACUCAGUACCCUGAAUAACUGGGCUAGGGAAUUUAAACAAUGGAUUGGUUUCACCAAAAAACGCAACAUUGAAAUAUACGAUAUGUCAAAAUAUAAAGACAAAGCAACCCGGAUUUUCAAACUAAAUGAAUGGUUUGAGGAGGGUGGCGUUUGUAUCAUGGGCUAUGAUAUGUAUCGUAUAUUAUCGAAUGAAAAGGCCAAAGGAUUGCGUAAAAAACAGCGGGAACAAUUACUGCAAUCCCUGGUUGACCCCGGCCCCGAUAUGGUUGUUUGCGACGAGGGACAUUUGUUGAAAAAUGAAAAGACUUCGAUCAGUAAGGCCGUGACACGUAUGCGCACAAAGAGACGUAUUGUUUUGACCGGUACACCUUUGCAAAAUAAUCUCAAAGAGUAUUAUUGCAUGAUACAGUUCAUCAAACCAAAUCUUUUGGGUACAUACAAGGAAUAUCUUAAUCGUUUUGUAAAUCCCAUUACAAAUGGACAAUAUACCGAUUCAACAGAUCGUGAUAUACGUCUAAUGAAACAUCGUUCCCAUAUCUUACACAAACUGUUGGAGGGUUGUAUUCAACGACGUGAUUAUUCGGUGCUGGCGCCGUAUUUGCCACCAAAACAUGAAUACGUGGUCUAUACCACACUCUCAGAUCUACAACAAUUGCUGUACGAACAUUAUAUGGUACAUCAGCGUGAUCUAAGCUCAAAUGUCGAGGGGAAAGGCGCUAAGCUGUUUCAAGACUUUCAAGAGUUACGUCGCAUAUGGACACAUCCGAUGAAUAUGCGCAUCAACAGUGAUUCGGUGAUACGUAAACGAGUGUUGGCCGAUGAAAAUGAGUCUAUUGAAGAUUUUAUAUGUGACGAUGAUAACGAAGAGGAAGCAGCUUCUUCGUCGGAUAGUUCAGAUGAAAAUUCGAUUAAAUCAUUUGGUAGUGGUGGUGCUCCAGCAGCAGGGGCGGCAUCGGGAAAAGUUCCCAAAACUCGUAAUAAUCGUCGUCUUGCCAAAGAAGCCGGUGAGGAUGUUGAUAGUGAUAUUGAAGAGGUGCCACCGCCACCCCAAGAUGAUCCAUCGGAAUGGUGGAAACGUUUUGUUGCCGACAAAGAACUAAAUAAUAUAAAUCAUUCCCCUAAAUUGGUAAUACUGAUGCGUCUAUUGGAACAGUGUGAAGCUAUUGGUGAUAAACUAUUGGUAUUUUCACAAUCUCUACAAAGUUUGGAUACCAUCGAACAUUUUUUUUCAUUGAUCGAUAGUAAAACAAGAGGUUAUGAAUAUGAGG